GAGUUGUGGGAAAAUCAUUUCCUUUUGCAUAACGCACGUCCAUACCCACAUACUAAAUGCUAGAGAAGGAGCGGCAACUCGUCCGUUUAGACGUCAUGUGUUGCCAUUUAAUUCGUAUACAGUAAACAGACACAAACGAGGAUAUUUUCAAAUUAAUUUUUUUGGGGUGUUCCAAAAGAAAGAAAUUUGGUAAAUUCCAUUUGCAGGACAUCGCUGUUCCUUGGAAGUUUCGAAUUUCUGCGUGCAUUGUGGGAUAGCAGUGACAUCAUCACCAUCAUUUGCAUACCAAACUGAACGUUGAACGCCAUUUUGAUAAGACAACUUUUACGUUGCACACAAAACAGCAAAUCGGAAAUUUAUCUUUAGUCAUCCGUCCCGAUAAACUUAUUGUAAUCUUCUGUUUAUCAUCUUAAAUUAUAACCCAUCAGAACGGGCCGGUAUUUUAACGGACCGUUCAUAGGGUAUAAUAUCAGAAAAAUUUCAAUGAACGCCUUGGCAAGAUGUCCUCACUCUCGGGGCUAGGUAAUAAAGGGGAGAAAGGAAAGGGAAAAUUUACAUCUAUUAACAUAAAUAAUAUAUACAAAGGAAAGAGCGUUGAGACACAGAAAUCAACAGUUACUCGUCAGCAUGGGUUACAAAGUUUGGGUAAAGUGGGCAGUGUGCGUCGAAUGCCUCCACCUGCAAAUCUCCCAAGUUUAAAAAGCGAAAAUAGUGGUAACGAUCCUAGCAUCAAUUUAGUACCAUCUGGCGGUUCAGGAUGGGGAACAAAGGAGAAGGAUUCCAGUGGAACUCAGCAGCAGUCGUCGCAGCCGCAGCCGGCUACUACAGUACCUUCGGGGCAAGUCAUCAACAAGCAAGUGAACACAUCUGGGGCAACCAUAAACAGUACUGGGGUCAAGUCAUGGAGCAGUGUCACUGUUGGGGAAACUUCACAAAGUGGAAUAUUGAGCCACCAAUCGCCAUUAUUUCACGAAGAAUUCCCAAAGCUUGCUCCUGGUGGGGAAGAAGAAAAAAAAGAAGUGAAAGAAGAGCCUGGAAAAGACACCCAAUUUGGUCCAGGACCAAAUUUACGACCUCAAAAUAUUGCCAAUUGGCGCGAAGGCAGCACUCGUGGUGCUAUACAGUCACAGCAAACGCCAGAAAAUCAAAUUUCUUCUUCACAAGUUCCGAAUGUGACUUCUCAAAUAAAUGGCCCCCAGAUGUUAGGUGGAACCGAGGUUCCUCCUCAACCGGUACCACCUCGGCCAGGCUCUUCAAAUCAAGGACCUGGCCCCGGUGUCGUACCACCACUUGGACCUCAUAUGGGCUUAACUAAUCCACCCAAUCAGUACCGCAGUAUGUUGCCUCAUUAUCUAUAUCGUGGGAACUUCCCUCAAGGCCCACCACCAGGUCCAGGUACAUAUCCUCCAAAUUUUCCUCCUGUUCCACGGCAACCAGCUCCAUAUUAUGAUGGAAGGUUCCCGAGAGUUCCCCCUCCAAAUGUUCAAGCACAAAGGCCAGCAAAUGAAACUGACAAUGAGAACUACAAACGACCUGCUAUUAUUAAAGAUCGUGAUCUCAAAGAAUUUGAUGAAAUUUUGCGUAAUGACCCAACUGAUGGUGGUUGGGCUGGAGCUCAAGGGGAGAUAGACUACAGUGAAAAGCUGGUCUUCAGUGAUGAUGAAGAGGGUGAGAAACAUGAAAGAAAUGAAGAGAAACGGGAAAAACACCGUGAAGCAAGGGAAAUACGUACUGAAGGAGGAAACUUGCGUGAAGCAAGAGAACAUAGAGAUCCACGUGAAACACGUGCUGAGAAUCGAGAUGCUCGCCAUGAUCCACGGGAAACACGUGGUGAACCAAGGGACAUUCGUCAUGAUCCACGAGAAAUUCGUGGUGAACCAAGGGAUAUUCGCCAUGAAAAUAGGGAAGUACGUGCUGAACCUAGAGACAUACGCCGCGAUAUGCGUGGUGAACCUAGGGACAUUAAUCUAGAUCACAUUCGUGAAACUAGAGAUGGGCGUGGAAAACCUAGAGAAAUUCGUUUUGAAGCUAGAGACAUGCGUGAAAAUAGGGAUAUAAGCGGUGAAAAUCGCGAUAUUCAUAUUGAACCCAGAGACAUUCGCCAUGAACCACGAGAAAUGCGUGGUGUAUCAAGAGAUAUUCGCAUGGAAGCAAGAGACUGCCGUCUUCAAUCCUCUAGGGAAAUUCGGCAUGAACCUAGAGAUCCUCUUCUUGAAUCUCCACGAGAACUGCGUCAUGGCAUGGAAACACCAAGAGCUAUAAGACAUGAAAAUCGAGAUCCUUGUCUUGAUCCAUCCAGGGACAUGCGCCACGAGUCAAGAGAUACUCAUCUUGACCCUACUCGUGACAUACGCCAUGAGCCAAGAGAUGCACGACUUGAACCAACAAGGAAUUUACGUCAUGAACCAAGAGAUAUACGCCUUGAACCAAAUAGAGGGAUUCGUCUUGAACCCAGAGAUUCAAGAUUAGAUUCAAAUAGAGAUAUCUGUCAUGAUAUGAGAGAUAAUCGCCUUGAUGCAACCAGAGACAUUCGACUUGAAGGUAGAGAUACCCGACAUGAACCAGCUAGAGAUAUUCGACUGGAUGGUAGAGAUUGUCGUAUUGAAACUACCAGAGACUCGCGUAUGGGAUCAAGAGAUAUCCGUCUUGAACCACGAGACAGGGAUAUCCGUGGUGAUUCUCGUGAAAUAAGAGAUGUCCGUGGAGAGACUAGAGAUAUACGAGAUACUCGUGGUGAUGCAAUGAACCUUCAGAAACCAAGAGAUGCAAUUCGUGAACUAAGAGAUGUCCGUGAGCAGAGAAAUGAUGUGCGUGCUGAACCAAGAGACAUAAGGGAACAGAGAGAUGCACGGGGAGAGCCUAGAGACAUGAGGGAACAGAGAGAUGCACGGGGAGAGCCUAGAGACAUAAGGGAACAGAGAGAUGCACGGGGAGAGCCUAGAGACAUGAGGGAACAGAGGGAUGCACGGGUGGAGCCAAGAGAUAUUAGGGAACAGAGAGAUGCACGAGUGGAGCCUAGAGACAUCAGGGAACAGAGAGAUGCACGUACUGAACCUCAUGACAAUAGAGAGCAGAGGGACGUACGGGCUGAGCCCAGAGACAUUAGAGAACCAAGAGAUGUUCGUAAUGAACCUCGUGAUAUUCGGGAGCAAAGAGGUGUGCUUGGUGAAGCACGUGACAUUCGCGAGCAAAGGGAUGUGCGUAGUGAAGUACGCGAUAUUAGAGAACAGAGAGACGUGCGUGGUGAAACACGUGACAUUCGUGAGCAAAGAGAUGUACGUGGCGAAGCACGCGACUUACGUGGGGAACCACAUGACAUUCGUGAUGUGCGUGUUGAACCCCGUGACAUUCGUGAUCAGCGGGAUGUACGUCCUGAGACACGAGACAUUUGCGAAACAAGGGAUGUACGUGCUGAACCACGUGACAUGCGUGAACCCAGGGAUCUGCGUACUGAACCACGUGAUAUUCGCGAACCAAGAGAUAUGCGUACUGAGCUGCGUGACAUUCGUGAGCCAAGGGAUGCACGUGCUGAAUCACGAGAUAUUCUAGAAGCAAGAGAUGUACGUGCUGAGCCACGGGAUAGUCGAGAAUCAAGAGAUGUGCGUCCUGAAUCCCGAGAUGUUCGUGAGCCGAGAGAUGUCUGUGCUGAGCCAAGAGACAUGCGUGAGCCACGGGAUGUCCGUGUUGAGCCACGGGAUGUUCGAACAGAGCCACGAGACCUUCAUGAACCUAGAGAUGUGCGUGCUGAGCCACGAGACAUUCGCCAGCCAAGGGAUGUGCGUGCUGAACCACGAGACAUUCGCCAGCCAAGGGAUGUGCGUGCUGAACCACGAGACAUUCGCCAGCCAAGGGAUGUGCGUGUUGAACCACGAGACAUUCACGAGCCAAGGGAUGUGCGUGCCGAACCACGAGACAUUCGUGAACAAAGGGAUGUUCGUACCGAGCCACGGGACAUUUGUGAAUCUAGGGAUGUACGUGCCGAGCCACGUGACAUUCGUGAGCCAAGAGAUAUGCGUGCUGAACCACGAGACAUUCGCCAGCCAAGGGAUGUGCGUGCUGAACCACGAGAUAUUCGCCAACCAAGGGAUGUACGUACUGAGCCACGAGACCUUCGUGAGCAGAGAGAUGUGCGUGCUGAACCAAGAGACAUUGGGCGUAAUGAGCCUCGAGACAUUCGUGAAACUAGGGAAUUGGUGCGUGGUGAGCCACGUGACAUUCGAGAACCCAGAGACAUGCGUGGAGAGACACGAGAUAUUCGUGAACCGAGGGACAUGGGGCGCGGAGAAACGAGAGACAUUCGUGAUGCUAGAGAUGUGCGCCCUGAAACCCGUGAGAUUCGUGAUCAGAGGGAUGUACGUGUUGAAUCUCAAGACAUACGUGAACCUAGAGAACCCCGAGGAGACUCACAAGAUGUUUGGGAAACAUGUGAUACUCGUAGUGAGACAAGAGACAUCCGGGAACCAAGAGAGGUUAUUUUAGAUUCCCGAGAUAUGAGAGAAAGUAGAGAUAUACGUGUUGAAAGCAGAGAUGCACGUGACCUAAGAGAUAGCAGGGAUUUACGAACUGAGACACACGAAGAUGGUAAAACUACCUCGGAAGAAAAUGACAGAGAUAAUCAUGAAAAACUUAAAGAUGAACACAGUCGGCCAUCUCAUAGAGAAAGUUGGGGUCAGGCUUUCCCCCCUCAACAUUAUAGAUCUAAUCAACCAAGACCCCCCAUUCCAGGAAUAGAACGUGGUUGGAAUCUUCAGAUGGCUUAUGAAUAUAUGGGUCAAAGGCCACCUUAUCCUGCAUUUAGAAUGGGCCCACCACAUCCACCUGGACAGAGACCUCAGUACACCCAUCCUAUCACUACGCGUCGAUCUGGAGAAGCUGAUGACGAAGAAAUCUGGAGGGAGCGCAGGCGACAGCGUAGUGAAGAAAUAAAUUUUGUUGUAGAAAGAACACGGCAGCGGCGUGAAGAGGAAGAAAGAAAAAUUGAAGCUGAAAGAAGAGCCACAUCAUCAGAAAAACUUAAAGCACCUGAUGACAGAAUGAAAAAGAAAGAUGAAAAGGAAAGAGAGGAAUCGGAUGGGCGAACUAGUCGUACACCUAGUGAAAGCAGUGAAAAAGAUGCACGCGAAAGAGCCCAUAGGGACUCUUCCAAAUAUCCAAUUGGUGGCCCACAAGCUCAGUUUUCUAAGCAUUAUGCAAAAAAUAUCCCACCAAGAUUCCAAAAACAAGUUCAGGAACAAAUGAUGCGCCAGCAGCCUUCAAACCAACCUCAGCCCUCACAAAUUCAGCCUCCACAGUCACCAUCUUCUCAACAAUUACCACCCCCCCAAUCAGCCCCACCCCCGACACUUCCCCUUGCCCAUCCCCAACCCCCUUCACUGCAACCACAGCCUCAGUUGCCCCAACAACCACCUUCUCCUCAACAACAACCACCCCAGCAACCACAGCCUCCUCCACCCCAACCUCAGCAACCACCACAGCAACAGCAGCCACCUCCACAGCCACAGCAGCAGCAACAACCUCCUCAACAUCAAGGUAUGCGUCCAGGCCAAGGACCACCACCACCAUGGGCUCUGUAUGAGCUGAGGCAAACAUGGGGUGCUAUGCCAGCUCCUCCAACACCAGCUUUUAUUGAUCCACGUUUUGCUCCUAGACCUCCAAUGGAUAUGCAGGCAUUACCAGUUUAUCCAGUUAGGCGGCGUACUGAUAGUCAUGGCUCAGGAACUGAGAGUCAUGACAGUGAAAGCAGAACUCCUGAUAUGUAUGAACGAGAAUCUCGCUCCUGGAUGGAAAGGAGCUACCCUUUGCCUCCUGCUCCAUAUGAAGAUAUUCGGCGACCUCCUUACUUUGAUCCAAGGAUGUACUCUGAAUUUGAAAGACGGGAUUAUGAAUAUGACAGAAGGGAAGAUGAAAAACCAGUGAAAAACAAAGAAGAUGAGAGACACCUUCAUGUUCAUCCUUCGCCACAUCCUCAUCCACAUGCCCAUUCUCAUUUGAUUGAUCAUGAAUCUGAGAAGCGAGAAGAAAAACCUCUACCUGAUAGUCACUGGAGACGAGAAGAGAAGUCACAACAGGAGCCCCAUUGGCGACGGGAAGAUAAAAAUCAUGUUGAACCUUCUCACUGGCAUAGAGAUAAGAAUUCAGUUGACUCUCAAUGGCGAAGAGAAGAUAAGAGUCCCUCAGAGCCUUCAUCUCAUUGGAGGCAAGAUAAAAACCAUUCUGAUCCUCAUUGGAAUCAGCGUCUCUACUCUUCCACUUACAGAUCUUUCCCUGAUGAUAAAAAAAAGGAUUACAGCUGCCCACCACCUAUUCCAUUACAACAAUCUCAACAGAACAUGCCUCCUAGGAGUGUUUAUACUCCUCUGAAGCGCAGUGCUUCUAGUAUGUCAAGCAGUUCUGGGGCCUCUGAAAGAAAGACUGAUUCUCCUAAAGAAGGCCCUGUUAAUGAGAAACUAGAGGAAACCCGUUUGAAGUCCUCAAGCAAGGAAUCCCUCAAAGAAUCCCAGAAAACACAACCAAAAGAUUUGAAAGUCCCCGAGACUCAGCCUGAAAAAGUAGAUGAUGUAUCUGAGAAGGAAAAUAGGCCAUUGUCUGAAUCUACUAAAACUGAAAAACCACAAAAAGUGGAAAUUGUUGAAGUGCCAAAUGAAAAAGAAGAAAAGGUGAAGGAAGAGAAAAAAGAAACUCGCACGACUACAAAACCUCCCCUGAAACGAAUGAGAGAGGAUGCAUUUAGAAAUCGCUUUGAUAAGGACCGUUCACACAGUGUACCAAAUAGAGGUAGGGAAUUUGUAAGGGGACGUGGUCGUAGUCGGGGUCGAAGUCGUGGCUUCAAUAAUAAUCGAGGGCGAAAUGACUUUCGUACCUAUGACCGCAGACUCCCAACAGACCAUAAAGGAAAAUAUACAACAAAUAAAUGGCAGGAAAAGUUGAAUAUGGAAAGUGAGCAUAGUGAGGGUGAAGUGGAAGUAGAACUGUCGAAGCGAAGGCGGGGGCGUGAUGAAGAGAGUGAUGUGUCUGUUGAUGAAACUAGUGGCACAACGAGUGAAAGUUGCAGUGAACGAACAUCUGAAGUUAGAGAUGUGACUCAUGGCAAGGAGGAGGACAAUGCUGUUGUGGCUGCUGGUAAAGGGAAAGCACUUCAUGAUGAUAACAAAAAGCAUAUUAAAGAUAACAGAGAUGAGAAAGUCAAGACAAAUACUUGGAAAGACAAGAAGGAUGAGAAGAAUAAAGAGAAAGCAGACCGCAGUGAUAGAAAUGAGCAAAAUAAAGAUGAGAUGAAAGGAUACAGAGGGAAAAAUCCAGCUUUUAUUCAAAGAGGCGAGCCAUCACGGCGUGGCAGAGGUGGCCCGUUAAUACGAAGUAGAGGGAGCAGAUUUUAUUCUUCUCCUCCUUCAGCCCGAGGAUUUGGACGUUACAAUGCUGGCGGAAAUGGUAGUGGCAACAAUGCUAAUGUUACUCGAAAUGAAGAACAGGAAAAUAAUCGUAACACUAGUUUUAUUUCUUAUGGUAGGUCUCGCCGUCAUGAACGCGCUCCUCCUCCACCACGAUUUGCCCGCAGAGGAGCCUUCAGUGAACGCAGUCGUGGUAACUUUGAAAGAGGUGGGAGAGGUAGAGGCCGAGGAAGAGGUAGUAGUGUUGCUCCUGCAACAUAUAAUGCCAAAAAACCAACAUUGACUAAACAGAAUUCUUCGGACUUUGCAAAUGAGGAGUGGGAAACAGCAUCAGAAAGCAGUGAUGUACUUGAUAAAAAUAGAGAAGCUAAAAAUGACUCGAAAGAUAAGGAUAAAAAAGAAAAUGUUCCUGUAAAGAAGAGCUUUUCUAACCAACGACCUGGGAAUGACCGCCAAAAUCGCAGAGGGAAUUCAAAUGAUGCACGAAAAUCUCAAAGUAUGGAGCGUGGAAAGAAUUCUGUGAAAGAGAAGUCACCGAAUGCGACAAAAAACGGUUCAGCUCCCACUAGGUCUGGUGGGAGCUCAAAUACUAAAAAUAAGACCAUCAAUGCAAACCGGAAAGAGAACAUUGCUGCGGUGUACCGAGUUGAUUCAAUAGUGCCAAAUGACCCAACUGCUAUCAAUAAUGCAUUUAAUAAUCUCACAAGCAAGUGCAAAUCCCAGAAGAAGUCUGAUUUAUCUGAUGUAUCCAAGCCACUGAAAAGUGAAAAGGAAAAAAAGGAUGCUCUCGCUAAUAUUGACAUAAAUAACUAUGCAGGUGUUGUAGUUAUUGAUGAUCAACCUGAAGUUACCAUUGAUGAUCCCAACUUCCUUUAUGAAAGCAAUGAAGGCUUUCAGGAAGUUAAGACUAAAAAGUCUCUGAAGAGCAAGCAAAAAGCAUUACAAGAGGCUGAACAGCGUAAACAAUGUGAGCAAAAGAAGGAAUUGAAAGUGAUUGCUAAAAAAAGGGGAAUGAAGGGAGUUGGUAAAGCUGGUUACAGCAAGUUGCCUCCUCGUUUGGCUAAGCAGAGAGAACAGAGAGACCGUGAACGAGAGAAGUACUCUACUCUGAUGCCAAAAAUUGAGAACUGGGAUAACAAAUUAGCCAACAACAUUCCUCCUCCUGUAUCUAAGACAGUCACUCCACCUAACGAAGCAGGUUCCAAAAAUUCUGUAAAUGCAAGUGCUGCAGUUCUUCCUUUGGGUUCUACUGCAUUUCAAACACCAGCUGCCAACCAGCAGACCAGCUCUCUACCUGCUGCGACCACUGUGGCGGUUCCACCUGUAAAUGCUUGGAACAAACCUAUCAACAUCUCCAUCACUAAUGCUAUGCACAGUUCCACUGACAUGAGCUAUGACAAAGGAGGAGACCAGCAUGACAGCGGUAUUGAUGUAAGUGAUCCACCAAACUCUACAGCCUCUUCAACUCGAAGUUCUCCAAGUACUGAAAGUAAAGUAAAGGCAGAGCUGCCAGAAGAUAAAGGAAAUAAGGAAAAAAAUGAUACUAGGGUUGACAAAAGUCAGUAUGAAGCUCCAAAACCACAAAGACAACCACGGACUAGUCGUAAUGAAAAAGUAAAUGCUAAGACUGUUAAUAAUGAACGAAAGGACUCAGAGCCCAAAGCUAAUAAGCCAGAAAACAAAGAAAAAAGUCGGAGUGGUACUUGCGUGGAUCGACCAGAAGCUCUUCAACUACCGCCAAGUUUUAAAGAAUCUUUUCUCCGGAAGGGAGAAGAUGCCUCUGAACUUGAUUUUACAUUUGAUGAAACAUUGGCUAAGCUCACAGAAACAAAGAAAGAAAAUAAUUCAAUUACCGAGCCAUCCAAAUCAGUGUCUAUUUCUACUGGAAGUUCCAAAUCACAAAAUUUGGAGUUAAAUACUCCUACAUCACCAGCUACAGAAGACUUGAGCCUUAAAAUUGCAUCAGUUAAAAAUGUGUGGGAGAAAAUGCCGACUGUUUUUGAGCAGAGUAUCAAGAGCAAUGGCCCCCAAUCUUUACUUAAUGUCAAAAAUACAACUUCUUCCGAAAGUAGUGUUGCUGUUGCUGUGCCACAGCAGUUAUCUACAACUCAGCAGCAGCAACAACAGCAGCAGUCUACGCAAGGCACGUAUCCUUCCUAUACAAGUGAUAGGGACUCUUCUAGUUCAACUUCUGUUGCUGCUGCUGCUGCUGCUGCCAGCUCCACUGCAGCUACUUCUACAACUGUUAAUGCUGUGGCACAGUCUGUCUCAUUGGAUGGUGUGGACCACAUGGAACCUGUGAUGGGCAUGGAGGAGACCUCUGUCAACAAUACUGCUCUCGCUCCUUCCCUGCCUCACCAUGGACCAAACCUGGUUUCUAACUCUCAACAAAGUAUGGCUAUGUCUCUAACUGUUACCAGUCAUUUGCCAAGUAAUGUUGGUGAUUCUAAGCCAUCUUUAGUGGAACAGAGUAACGUUUGCAAAGUUAAACCUCAGCAGCUCCAACCACAACCCCAAGAAGUGCCUGGUGUGGCGAACAGCAAUGCAAACCUGAUUCCAAGUUUACCGAUUCCUAGUCCACCCAUUCAAUUGUUACCUAACCAGCUUCCUCCGUAUCAGCUGAAUUCUUCACAGUUGUUGACCCAAGAACCGAGAUUCAGCCAACAAAGUUAUGGAUAUAGCUUAUCUCAGCCGCAAACUCAGAUUGGUCAGGCCAGUCUCACUCAGCCUAAUGUAUUUUUGCCAACUACACUUUCACAGCAUGAUCUAUAUCAAACAUCACAGUUGACAGGCUACCAACCCAGGAACCAACCAUAUGGUCAAACUGCAGGUCAGCAGAACACUGUUAUGGUCUCUUCAGCUACAACUUCACUUAUGUCAACUGCUGUGAAGCCACCAACACAAGAUUAUGGAACAUUGCAGAAAAAUCUUGCUCCUGCCUCUCUUCAAUAUAAUCAAGGACUGGGAGGCUCUUCUUUGCAAUCACCAUUAAUAUUUCCAUAUCCAAAUCAACUCUUUGGCACUAACCCUAUACUGGGACCCACACAAACUGCUCAAAAUGCCAGUAACUCUCAGAUUUUGGGUUCUCCUCUAGUUCAGCCAAGAGCUGCAAUGCAAAAUGUACAAGCAAUGCAAGCUACCUCUUCUUUUUAUCAACAACCACAGCAAACUUUGCAACAAACAGGAUUUUUCCAAGCACAGCAGACAUCUACAGGUUUACAGGGUGCCCUUCAACAAGUUGCUGCAGCUGCAGCAGGUGCACCAGCUUUCUUCGGAAACCAGCCUGGAUUAAACCUUUCCCUACAGGCACCAACACAUUCUCAACCAUUGGGACUAGCUCCGCAACAAGCUUCAAAGGCUUCCCAGUAUAACCCAUCUCAACAGCUUUCUCCACAGAAUACACCUAUGAAAUCCCCUCCCCACAGUCUUGCAGCUUCCAAUAUGAAUUCUGUGCAGAGUCCAAAUGCUAAGUUAUUUAGUAGUCAACCCAACCGCCAAGCAUCUCAGAGAUAUUCCAAUGUUCAGCAGCAGUUUGGUCAUAAGUUUAAUCCUCAAUAUGUUGGCCAACCUGUACAGCCUGGAGUUGUUCGUCAAAUGGUUGUUGGUAAUAUGAUCCGGCCCAAUAAUCCUCAUCCAAGAGCCAGCUAUUCUUCUCCUAUCCAGAGACCGCCUAAUGUUCAAAUGCAACAGUUAACUGCAGUUCAAUCUCCACCUCCUGUACAGCAAGCACCUCAACUUUAUUCUGGACAACGCUCUGGUCGCAACUUUAAGGCUCAGCAGGCUCGGGAACGAAGUGAAGUUUUGAAACAUGCCCAGAAUUUUUUAAAUCCACAAAAGAAGCCAACAAUGAAGCAGGUCCAAUCUUCAGAUGCCAAAAGAGAUGUAAUCAGUAAUCCCCAGUGUGCUGCUGCUGGUGGUGGUGGAAGUGGUGGUGGUGGUACAGCAAAAGACACAAAAUCUGAAAAGGCCAAUUUAGAUAAAAAGUAAUCCCGUUGCUGUGCUAUGAAUCUGUUCACAUUGUCUCUAGAACAAAUCUUCAUGUAAAGUAUUAUGAUUUUGGCCUCUGGGAGUACAAUUGAAGAUGAUUGCAUUUCUUUGAUUGUUAAGUAUAGAACACAAUAACAAGUAUGGGUGUCAGCAUUAGAUUAAAAUAAUUACAUUUUUAAUUGUUAGUGUGGCAGCAGACUCCCUGAGGGUUGUUGGUGCUGAAAUAUUUCAUCACUCCUCUUACAGAUUAAGAAUUGUUUCACUUGUACUGUUUUAAAGUUACUGUUGGGAUAUGUUCUCAUAUCCUGGUGCUUUCUAUUCUCAACCAACUUUGAAUAGUUGUUAUUUGAAGUACUUUCCCUGCUGAACAUUAUGUGCUUCUACAUAUCCUUAUAGGGUGCUUUUUUUCUCUGCAGUUUAAGUUUCAUCAGUAUUUGCAUUAGAAAUCACUACAAUGUUUUUCAGCUGAAGUACACUGCUAGUUCUGUUGCAAUACAGAAGCUACAGCUGAGAUAAUGUAGGAAAUCUCUUGGAUCUUCAAGGGUUGAUUUAUUUUUUUUUGUAGUGGGUUAGCAUUUUUUUUUUUACUGGCAGUUUCUUGUACAAAUAUAAUAAAAGUUAUAAAAAUUGGAUUAACUAGAUAAAAGGAUUUCAAAUAUCUAGGUAAUCCAAAAGUUAUUCAAAACUUUUUUAAAUAAAUUUAUUUAUUCAUUAUCUUUCUAAAAAUAUUUAUUAACAUUUUUUUCUUUAAUUUGAAUGUGACUUAUGAUUAAAAUUUUAAGAUGUUGGGAUUGUUAUAAAACACAUUUUCACCUACUCCUUGACCCACCUUUUGUUCCUUAAAAAUGUCUUUGUAUAUUUGUUAGUGAGUGUUUGUGUGUGCAUGUAAAGAUAUAUACACACUCCAACACACCAUACCUUUUAUGUGCAGUCUUCAUCUGCUAUUCCCCCUCCUUGCAACAUUAUCUCUUAUUAGGUAGAGAUAAGGUGCUGGUCACAUAAUACCUAGAUUAUGACUACCUGAGCUGGACUCAGUAUGGUUUCCUCCAUCUGAGGUUGGCUAUUUUGAUACCACAAUAUUACUAUAUAGGGCCCGUCUUGCUGGUUAUUUAUAGUUGUUGUAUGAAGAACAAACACUGUCUUCAUGGUGGUCACUAAAUCAAUUUCAGUGACUGAUUUGUUAAUCAUCUGGAGAGAGAGUGUGUAUGUGUGUGCGUGUGUGGAUUUGGAGAGUGAGCACUACUCAUUACAAUUGUAUAAAAACUAAGUUAACUUGGAAGUAUGUAUAUGUGUCAUGCAUGUAUACACAAACACUAAUGGUUAAUAAAACUGGUAAAACUUUGAAUGAAACAAAAACAUAAUAAAGUUGAAGGCAAGUUUUCUAGUUUACUGCAUAACAUUUAAUGCUGGAACAAAGAAAAUUUAAGGGCUUGGAGAAUAUUUGAUUAGGAAUAUCCAAGCACAAAUGUGAAUUGGGUGAUAAGUCCAUUUGUGUUGGUCCCAAUAAUUGAUUUGCUGAGAUUAAUCAGUUUGUGUGUAGAUCGAAAAUCAAAUGAGGAUAUGGAAGAAAUGUUCAGGAAAUAAAGAGGAAAAAAUAAAGAAAAAAAAUAUUAAAAAAAAUAUCAGGAAAAAAAAAAAAGACAAACAUCUCGAAAGAAUAAAUACUUUUGAAGUGUUC
Messenger RNA from Octopus sinensis (East Asian common octopus), 13053 nucleotides. RefSeq names its product protein PRRC2C. Lineage: Eukaryota; Metazoa; Mollusca; Cephalopoda; Octopoda; Octopodidae. The record is from RefSeq and is a predicted model, not a curated record. Gene Ontology annotation, biological process: cell differentiation. The coding region runs from base 501 to 11375 and encodes 3624 amino acids. The transcript has 38 exons.